AUGCCUAGCGGAAGCAACAGUCUUGACGACAAGAAAACAAAAUGUCAGAGAAAUCAUUGGAAACGUUUCGAAGACGACAAGCUUAAACAACUCGUGGAAGAAUAUGGUCCCCACUGGACCAUCAUUGCUCAACAUUUAUCUGGAAGAACAGGGAAUAGCUGUAGGCAGAGAUGGUACUAUGAACUUGCUCCAAACAUCAACAAGGGACCUUUCACCAAGGAGGAAGAAGAGAGGCUUUUCGAAGCUCAUCGGAUCCAUGGCAAUUGUUGGGCCAUCAUAGCCAAGCUGUUGCCCGGGAGGACUAAUAACGCUAUCAAAAACCACUACCAAACCGCCAUGUCGAGACGCAGACGUAAAGGCUUCUCUUCAACGCCCACUUCUCCGGUCAACCAAAUUCAGAGCCCUAGCCGCGGUGAUCCCUGGCCUUACACUUCUGCUUCAGCACCUAGGAGUGAUCAGUUAGGAUCCUCAUGGAUAUCUAAUGCACAACAAGAAACUGAUCUUGAGAGGAGAAAGAGGAACGAGAUGGUGGAUCAUCAGGCAGCUACACCAGAUUAUGAGAAGGACUCAUCAGGAGAAGAUGGAACAUUGAAUCAUGGUGAAAAGAGAGAUGUUCCUUUCUAUGAUUUUCUUGGCGUUGGAUUAGAUUCUUAG
Messenger RNA from Eruca vesicaria subsp. sativa (arugula), 654 nucleotides. The record is from the annotation of a GenBank genome assembly. NCBI's taxonomy places the organism in Eukaryota, Viridiplantae, Streptophyta, Magnoliopsida, Brassicales, Brassicaceae.